Messenger RNA from Daldinia decipiens, 1107 nucleotides. RefSeq lists its product as uncharacterized. Bases 253 to 957 code for a protein of 234 amino acids. The record is from RefSeq and is a predicted model, not a curated record. NCBI's taxonomy places the organism in Eukaryota, Fungi, Ascomycota, Sordariomycetes, Xylariales, Hypoxylaceae. The transcript has a single exon.
AGUAAACUAAUGAUUGUAAUAUAAAAUAGUCAUUGUGAGACUUGACAAUCAUUGUUUAAACCCAUAUACUCCUGCAGCGAUAAAGAGGAGAAAGCUUUUCUUUCUUUUUCUAGUGGAAAUCCUUAUUUAUAUGUGUAUGUGUAAGUCUGCUUGUGGCUUUUGCUGAUUGUGAACCCGUAAACUACUCGACUUACUCACACUUAUACUUACCCGGAAUAGUCUUCCCAGUGAAGCGUGGUAAGUUUAGGAAACAUGAUUUCUUUACCUACUCAUAGCGAGUUGCUUUCUGAAGCAAAAAAGGAUAUGGAUCUAUUUCUUAAACACUAUAUUAACAUAACGCAGACGCGUAGAUGGACCGAUACAGAGGGAAAUUACGACGAUGACGAUGGCGAUGACAAUGGUGAUGAAAAUGAAAGUGACGAUGAAGACAUGACCUAUCUUGAACAACGAUCCCUCAAGGGUGAUCCACCAACGGUUGAUCAGCUAGGUCAAUCGCUAUGUCUCUUCGAACCCGAAGCAGCAUUGCGAUUUCUAAAUCGUAGCGAGAUACAGUCGGCCUUUCAAAGGACUUAUCUGGAACCGGUACUGCUAAAGGGCGACUUUGACAGCCUACCGAUCGACAUGGUGCCCGUGCUCCUGGUGUUCGAUAGUAUGCAUGAGGCGUCGCGACCACAUGAAUACCUCCAGUCGGAGAUCGCCAUGGACCCAAAGGGAAGUGAUGUCCACGUUGUAGAAUUUAUCAUCGAAGUUGUUCUCUUUAUUAUGAGCGACGAAUGCCAGGAGGAGUUUGGGUGGGAGAUAAUCGAUCCUCUGAUUCUUGCUACAAGAGACCUCGUCUACAUCGCCGCUAUGAUGAUAGAUUUGCUUGCCAGACAAGCUCUAGGAGUUGAUCUGGAUCUAGAACUGUACGACGGCGGUACCCGCGCCCCUGUUGGUACCCCUAUUCAUUUAUGGUAGACGUCGUGAGAAGCCUGUCAAAUUUAGAUAGUUGAAUUGAAGGGAUCUGUUAGUUUAGCUGGUUAAUACAUACAUAUUAUUGAAAGAAUACUAUAAUUGGUAUCGUUAGAACAUGUCUGUUUGUCUUGACCACUAGAAUAUAAUUUCCAU